Molecule: messenger RNA, 837 nt
Organism: Salvia splendens (bonfire salvia)
Lineage: Eukaryota; Viridiplantae; Streptophyta; Magnoliopsida; Lamiales; Lamiaceae
Exons: 2
Coding region: 1-837 (278 amino acids)
Source: RefSeq, a predicted model, not a curated record
AUGAGAAACACUGAAAAAUAUGGAAGGUUUUCGAGCUGCAGAGGCGUAGCAUUUGAAAUCAAGCCGCAUGCCGACCUCUUCGCCAUUUCGGACCGAAGCCGAUUGACUAACCAGUCCCGCAGAUCUUGGGGUCAAUGGAGGAGCAGCUUCGCUCGGAUCAUUCCAUCCUCCGACCUCAUCGAGAGGUCUCUCAGCCGCGAAAGCAGCCAUUUCUGCGAUUUAGACGACGAUGAAGAUGAAGAUGGAGAUGUCGAAACCCUUGCCGACAUUGAAGAAAGCAACAAGGAAUGUAUUGUAAAUCCGACCAAACUCCACCUUAUCAUCUUCUUCCCCCGGUUGGAUCAUCCUCAAUCCGCCACCAAGAAAGAGCCUCCUUCAUCGCGCCUCUCCGUGAUCCUCCUCGACCAAGGCCUCUUCACCGUUUACAAGCGCCUCUUCGCAGUGUGCUUGGCACUCAACAUCACCGCCUUAGUCCUCGCCGCCACCGGAAAAUUCCCCUACGCCUCAGACCGCCCCGCCCUCUUCUCAAUCGCCAACAUCUUCGCCUUGGUCCUAUGCUGCAGCGAGGCCGUUUUACGCGUCGUUUUCUGGCUCGCGGUGACCGCUCUAGGCCACCCAUGGAUCCCCCUCCGCCUCAAACCCAUGACCACCGCUCUGCUCCAAUCCCUGGUGAUUGUGACGAGUAAUCCGGAGGGGAGUAGGGAUGUGGUUGAUGCAUGCAAGGCUAAUGGGAUUGCUACUUUUGGCCCUAUUUGGGAUUCUUGGAUCUCUUUACCCGUGUCGAGUUCAAGUGAGACUAUGAAUCGCGGAAAGAGGGAGUAUGAUUUUAUAGCGUAA